AUAGCCACGUUCCUGUACUGGUCAGGAAAUUAACUCGUAGGCUAUUUUGAACACUGGGAAGAAACAGGAUGGGCCGCUUCGAUUCUUUGGAUCUGGCGAGACUCCCUGAACUUCCAAACGACACGCUGAUAUUGGCCAAAAUAAGAGGAGAAGUUGUGCCCAGGCAGCUACGGAAUUUAAGGACUUGUGAUUACGUGGACCUUCCCCGUGACCAGGGGCUUGGAGUUGCCCCUAGCCGCGUUUUCAAGACUCCACCUGAGACGCUGCCAAGAGCUGUGAAGAAAGAUCAGGUUCUUCAGCCUAUUCAGGUUCCACCUACUCUGCAUUUCUCCUACAAGACUAAUUGGGAGGACUACCUUGGGCCUUUUGACAUGGGCGUGACUUACGCCAUCAGUAUUUAUCACUUUGCCAUGAAAAAAUGGCAAAGGUGCCUGAGAACCGCGUGGCUGAUGGACAAGGAGGCAGCUGGCCAUGUCUGGGGACUCCUGGCACUUGUGUACCGAGAGACCAGAAGUGUGACAGGGCAGGACAUUGUCAAAUUGCUCAUGUCAAAUCCACUGGCCUUUGAGAAAGAUGAGAAUCCUCUCUCCUCUGGCGAAGGACACCAGGCCCUUGUCAACCUCAUCAUCUUUGGCAAAAAAGAAGAAGCUGAGCAAUUAGCCAAGAGGGAUGCUCUCUGGGACCAUUGGGUCAUCCUGAGGGGCUUUGCCAAAGGCGAAUGUGAUGCCAUUAUUAUGAGGCUUAUUAAACACCUCAAACCAAGUGACCCCAUGAAGACCUAUUUUCAAAUCUUGGCAGGGACAGUUCCAGCAGCUUCUUGUGAGUGGGGCAAUAACAGCUGGGGUGACUGGCGCCCUCACCUGGCCAUGGUUCUUUGCCAUCUGAACCAAAACGACCAGAAGAAGGAGAUCAUGGCAGCAAUGACAGCAUCCUUGAAAUUACAUGGAAGGCCCAACUCGGCAUUUCUCUGUGAUAUAAUAAUGCAUUUGCAUUGUGGCAUGUUUCUGGAGGUAUCCGAAUCCAGCAUUAGGGAAAACAGCAGUGGACCACUCCUGACCAGGGCAGAAGUCGAGAGGGGGGAGGUCUAUAAGUACGUGCUGGACCUAAGAACAGACCAGCCGUUCAUCUCAAAGUAUCAGAAUUACAGAGCAGUGUACUCCAGAAUGCUGUUGCGAGCUGGCUACAUCCAGCAAGCGCUGCAUUUCUGUGAGUCAGCGGGAACAGCACUGUUGUACUCUGAGGAGGUCAACCAUGGAUUUCUGGAGGACUUUGUGAAGCUUUGCUCAGAAUUCCACAGCAGCCAGCGGGACUUCGUUGCGCCCAAAUGGAUGGACGUCCUCAGGGAGAUGGCAGAGAAGAUCCUUCUGGAGAAACAGCACGGGUGUGUUAUCAUCAGGGCACCUAUGAAGGUCAGGGCUGUAAAGGCUAAAGUGGCCACAGAGCAGCCUGACACGGCCUCCACCUCUCCUGGCCAUCAGUCUGGCACUGCCACCACCACCACCUCAUCUCCUGACCAGUCCUCUGAUGACCAGUCUGGCACUGCCACCACCUCAUCUGAUGACCAGUCCUCUGAUGACCAGUCUGGCACUGCCACCACCGCUGCUGGUCUCCAGUCUGGCACUGCCACCACCUCAUCUGAUGACCAGUCUGGCCCUGCCACCACCGCUGCUGGUCCCCAGACUGGCACUGCCAUCUCCUCUCCUGACCAUCAGUCUGAUCCUGACACCAUCUCUCGCAACCAAGAGACCAAACCUCAGAAAAAGAGGAACAAGGGAUGCUUUGGAUGGCUCAGCUGUUUCAGGUGCUUCUGCUUCCGUAGGAAAAAGACCUAUUAGCACCCGUCACACAGUCUGAGAGAGAGAGAGCAGGGCCAAAGAAAGGCAGGG
Sardina pilchardus (European sardine) is the source of this 1886-nucleotide messenger RNA. Its product is annotated as protein transport protein Sec16A-like. NCBI's taxonomy places the organism in Eukaryota, Metazoa, Chordata, Actinopteri, Clupeiformes, Clupeidae. The transcript has 12 exons. Gene Ontology annotation, biological process: COPII vesicle coat assembly; autophagy; Golgi organization. The record is from RefSeq and is a predicted model, not a curated record. The coding region runs from base 69 to 1835 and encodes 588 amino acids. Gene Ontology annotation, cellular component: endoplasmic reticulum exit site; ER to Golgi transport vesicle membrane.